AUGACCGUGAUAGGCGAGCGUAUGACCGCAGCCUACUACAUCGCGCUCCACCUCGCCAUGGACACGUUUACCAUCCACGUCCACCACCUUCAAGGGCUGCGCGAGCCAGUCAUGCUUGGGAAUCUCCUUCCAGAGGAUUUCAGAAGACGCCACCUCCCGACUAUGCGUAUCGACCGCCUCCGCAAAGACCGGCGGGUUCAACUUCAAUGGGUGCGGGACAACAUUAUUCAAGACCGCCUCACAUAG
Messenger RNA from Psilocybe cubensis, 246 nucleotides. RefSeq lists its product as uncharacterized. NCBI's taxonomy places the organism in Eukaryota, Fungi, Basidiomycota, Agaricomycetes, Agaricales, Agrocybaceae. Bases 1 to 246 code for a protein of 81 amino acids. The record is from RefSeq and is a predicted model, not a curated record. The transcript has 2 exons.